This is a messenger RNA of Hemicordylus capensis (graceful crag lizard), 2517 nucleotides long. RefSeq names its product C-reactive protein-like. Gene Ontology annotation, biological process: innate immune response. Gene Ontology annotation, molecular function: complement component C1q complex binding. The coding region runs from base 1419 to 2159 and encodes 246 amino acids. The transcript has 2 exons. The record is from RefSeq and is a predicted model, not a curated record. Lineage: Eukaryota; Metazoa; Chordata; Lepidosauria; Squamata; Cordylidae.
UGGAAACAGCGUUGGGUUGGUAUCAUAGGACUGCUUUCAGGGAGGGUCCUCAGCAAACCAGGUUCUCACUUACCUGGGUACCCCCCCGCCCCAAACCUAGGAGGGGAGUUGUUUUGCAGGCACUGCCAGGGGGUUGGUGCUGUGAUCUGGGGAGGCACAGAAGGCAUUCUCUCCUUGCUGUCUCCAGGCUACAGUGAUGCAGAGCCCUCUGGCAGAAAGAUCUCAUGGGCAGGUCAUGAGGAGGCAAUGGAAGCCUCCUCUCUUUCCACUAGGAGAGUCAUUCCAACAUUUAUUUUAUUUUAUUUCUCUCUUUCUAUACAGCCCCAAACUUGCAUCCCUACAGUUAAAAUCAUUUAAAACAUCAAAUCAAUUGACAAUUAAAAACAUUGAAAAUAUCUAAAACCCUGUCUUCAAUAUCUUAAAACUAUCAAUCUAAUUAAAAGCCUGGGUGAAUAAGUGUGUCCUCCUCGGUGCCUUUUGAAAAGUUGCCAGAGAUGGGGAGGCUCUUCUUUCAACCGGGAGUGCAUUCCAAAGCCCCGGGGGCAGCAACCGAGAAGGCCGGUUGCAACGGAGAAGGCCGGUUAGGAACAUAGGAACAUAGGAAGCUGCCAUAUACUGAGUCAGACCUAGCUCAGUAUUGCCUUCACAGACUGGCAGCGGCUUCUCCAAGGUUGCAGGCAGGAAUCUCUCUCAGCCCUUUCUUGGAGAAGCCAGGGAGGGAACUUGGAACCUUCUGCUCUUCCCAGAGCGGCCCCAUUAUCCCCUAUGGGGAAUAUCUUGCAGUGCUCACACAUCACGUCUCCCUUUCAUAUGCAACCAGGGCGGACCCUGCUUAGUUAAGGGGACAAGUCAUGCUUGCUACCACAAGACCAGCUCUCCUCUCCGGUUCCCGAGUAGAACCUCUCCAGAUGAUCUUAACAGGCGGUGGGGCUCAUGGGGAGUGCGGAGAUGGUGCAGAGAGGGUGGGCAUAGGGAGUGCAGGCUCAGAAGGACCGUCCACGGCUAUUCCUAGGAUGCCAGCCCCGGUUGGGAUGGAGGGCUGUAUCAUUCCGGGUGAAGACAGACAUAUAGAUCGGGAUGAAGACGGACAUCACAUAAGAGGAGAUCUCACCAUGUGUCUCUCAGCUUCAGCAUGGACAACACCAGCAGGGAGAGGCAGCACCCUUGAGAUACCUAGCCUCCACCACCAUCUUCCACCACCUCUUUGCUGAAGCAUGUAGCUGAACAGGCUUCCGUUGCGAAACUUCCUAAGAAGGAACUGGCUGAGCAAGCAUCCUUCCACGCCUCUCUCCACUCAAGGGUAUAUAGUGGGCAGAGUUGGAGGCUCCCCACUGAGACUCAGAGGAACCCUGGCAGAGACCCCACGGAGACAGCCGGACCCGCUGGCCACAUCACCGUCCACCCUGCCUCUGGCCAACAUGGAGAUGCUGCUCCUCUCCCUCCUCACCCUUGUCAGCCUCUCGGGGUCCCUUGCUCAGCAAGAUCUCCAAGGGAAGACCUUCAUUUUCCCAGAGGCCUCCAACACGUCCCACGUGGUUCUGAAGAGCAAGCCAGAGGAGCCUCUGACCAACUUCACCGUGUGCCUGAGAUCCUGCACGGACCUGACCCGAGCCUACGGCCUCUUCUCUUACGCCACCAGGAAACACGACAACGCGAUCCUCCUCUUCAAAGACAAACCCAAUGUGUACAGCCUGUACGUGAACAAUCAGAGUGUGACCUUCACCACUGAAGGAAACCAGAGCAUUAAAUCAGCUGGGGAGCACAUCUGUAUGAGCUGGGAGUCGGCCACGGGGUUAGUGGGGUUCUGGUUAGACGGGAAACCUUUCCCCCGGAAGGGGCUGAAGAAAGGGGACUCUAUAGAAACGGAGGCCUCCAUCCUCCUGGGGCAAAAGCAAGAUUCUUUUGGGGGCGGCUUUGAUGUCAACCAAUCCUUUGUGGGGGAAAUGGAAGAUGUGUACAUGUAUGAUCGGGUCCUGUCCCCCGGUGAAAUCAAGGCCCUCUACUACAAGCAUCUUCCUCCCUCAUCCCUGAUUAACUGGAGAUCCCUGAGCUUCGACAUCAAGGGUUAUGUGGUCUUGAAUCUCUCUCUGGCUGCCUGGAGACGUUUGCUAAUCAGUGGCCUAACAGGUAGUCCAGGAUUGGUUUUGAGAAUAUUGUAGCUUUUGAAAUAAUCAUUCUGACCACUGGGGUGGCUUUGUUGAUCUCAUGUCUCCUCUGCUAGCUAGCUGGCCAAUGGGGCAUAUUUAAGCCACCGGGGAUUCUUUUCUUUUUAUCAGGGAGAAAGGCCUCCUUCAAAGCAUCUCUCGGGGGCUGUGUCUGGUGUCUCCCUUCUGUUUCUUUGUAGAUUGUGAACCCUUUGGGGACAGGAGACCAUCCUUGUAUUAUAUUACUCUCUCUAUAUAUACCAAAGGCUUUGAGGAUGUUUUGUUGAAAAGUGGUGAAUACAUCUACAUUGUCUCCUGAGGAUUGCUGUUAAAACGGUACUUGCAAUAAAUGUCUUUGCAAUUUGGAAAAAAA